CCCUGUCUUUCACCUCCUCUCAACUUUGUACAAACUGCACAUUAACACAAUGAAGGCUGCCGUUUUAGCCCUCGCCCUCUCCCUGACGCCGGUCGCCGCCGAAGCAUGGGCUCCUAGACCGAUGCCGUCCCUGCACAAGAGUGCACCGAUGCGUGCUGAGGCUGCCGUCGCGGUUACGGGCGGCUCAGACGCGCGCGCCGGCCCGGCGGGUGUCUACGACGCCGCCGUGACGCUCGGAGCUGGCAAGGCCGCCACGCCGAUCUCCAAGCUCAUCCCGCUCAGCUUCCUGAGCGGUCCGCACCAGUGAAUGAACCAAAUUGUCGCGGCGCGAAUCACUGCACCCGACUCACUGUUCGAUAAACGCAGGCGCGCACAUCGCCUUGGGUGCGAUGCUGGCGGUGUCGGUGGGCGGCAGCGUCCCCGGCAUCAAGGCCGCGAACCCGGGCGUGCAAAGGGCUUUGCUCGGCGUCAUGGGUUUACCUAUGGGUUUACUGAUGGUCCUCGGCGCGGGCGGCGAACUCGUGACGGGCAACAUGGCCGUCUGCACCGCGGCUUAUAAAGCGGGCAAGGCUUCUCUGUCUGAUUUAUGCAGAAACCUCGGCACGGUCUACCUCGGCAAUUUUGUUGGAUCGUUAGCCGUGGCAGCUCUAGGAGCCUGGGCCUCGACGGGCGUGACGGGCGGCGCCAUCGCCGUCGCCACGGGCAAGGUGAGCGGCACCUUCGGCGCGGCCUUCGCCAGAGGUGUAUUGUGCAACUGGCUCGUGUGCAUGGCCGUCUGGAUGGCCACGUCGCAGAAGGAUUUGAUCAGCAAGGCCGCGGCCGUCUUCUUCCCGAUCUCGGGCUUCGUCGCCAUGGGUCUCGAUCACUCGGUCGCGAACAUGUUCCUCAUCCCGUUCGGCAUCUUCUGCGGCGCGGAGAUCACGUGGGCGGACAUGGUCAUGAAGAACCUGGUGCCCGUCACGCUGGGCAACUUGGUCGGCGGCGCGGUCUUCGUGGCCGCGGCGUACCACUCGGCCUACGGCAAGUAG
Pelagomonas calceolata is the source of this 1028-nucleotide messenger RNA. The record is from the annotation of a GenBank genome assembly. NCBI's taxonomy places the organism in Eukaryota, Pelagophyceae, Pelagomonadales, Pelagomonadaceae.